Hippopotamus amphibius kiboko is the source of this 4863-nucleotide messenger RNA. RefSeq names its product neurexin 1 (gene NRXN1). The record is from RefSeq and is a predicted model, not a curated record. Bases 1 to 4644 code for a protein of 1547 amino acids. The transcript has 25 exons. NCBI's taxonomy places the organism in Eukaryota, Metazoa, Chordata, Mammalia, Artiodactyla, Hippopotamidae.
AUGGGGACGGCGCUUCUCCAGCGCGGGGGCUGCUUUCUCCUGUGCCUCUCGCUGCUGCUCCUGGGCUGCUGGGCAGAGCUGGGCAGCGGGCUGGAAUUCCCGGGCGCUGAGGGCCAGUGGACGCGCUUCCCCAAGUGGAACGCCUGCUGCGAGAGCGAGAUGAGCUUCCAGCUCAAGACGCGCAGCGCCCGGGGCCUAGUGCUCUACUUCGACGACGAGGGCUUCUGCGACUUCCUGGAGCUCAUCCUGACGCGCGGCGGCCGCCUGCAGCUCAGCUUCUCCAUCUUCUGCGCCGAGCCCGCCACGCUCCUGGCCGACACGCCGGUCAACGACGGCGCGUGGCACAGCGUGCGCAUCCGCCGUCAGUUCCGCAACACCACGCUCUUCAUCGACCAGGCGGAGGCCAAGUGGGUGGAGGUCAAGUCCAAGCGCCGGGACAUGACGGUGUUCAGCGGCCUCUUCGUCGGGGGGCUGCCCCCGGAACUGCGCGCGGCGGCGCUCAAGCUCACGCUGGCCUCUGUGCGCGAGCGAGAGCCCUUCAAAGGGUGGAUUCGCGACGUGCGGGUCAACUCCUCGCAGGCCCUGCCCGUGGACAGCGGCGAGGUGAAGCUGGACGACGAGCCGCCCAACAGCGGCGGCGGGAGCCCGUGCGAGGCGGGCGAGGAGGGCGAGGGCGGGGUGUGCCUCAACGGAGGCGUGUGCUCGGUCGUGGACGACCAGGCGGUGUGCGACUGCUCGCGAACCGGCUUUCGCGGCAAGGACUGCAGCCAAGAUAUAAAAUUCAGUCAUUACUGUGUUUCUCCAAUGUUGCUACAUGACAAUGACCAAGGCAAAAUAUUUUGCCUUAGUGCUCCUAAACCACUAUUUGAGAAAGACAACAAUGUGGAAGGUCUGGCGCACCUGAUGAUGGGCGACCAAGGUAAAAGUAAAGGAAAAGAAGAAUAUAUCGCCACUUUCAAGGGAUCUGAAUACUUCUGCUACGACUUGUCUCAAAACCCCAUUCAAAGCAGCAGCGAUGAAAUAACUCUGUCCUUUAAAACCCUUCAGAGGAACGGACUGAUGCUUCACACCGGGAAAUCAGCUGAUUAUGUCAAUCUCGCCCUGAAAAAUGGAGCUGUCUCUCUGGUCAUUAAUUUGGGAUCAGGGGCCUUUGAAGCACUAGUGGAGCCCGUGAAUGGAAAGUUUAAUGAUAAUGCCUGGCAUGAUGUGAAAGUCACCAGGAAUCUGCGUCAGCACUCAGGCAUUGGACACGCUAUGGUAAACAAACUACAUUGUUCGGUGACAAUAUCAGUGGAUGGGAUUCUUACCACAACGGGCUACACGCAAGAAGAUUAUACCAUGCUGGGGUCUGAUGACUUUUUCUAUGUUGGAGGCAGUCCCAGCACAGCAGACCUUCCAGGGUCACCAGUCAGUAACAACUUUAUGGGCUGUCUCAAAGAGGUUGUGUAUAAAAAUAAUGAUGUAAGGCUGGAAUUAUCUCGACUUGCCAAGCAAGGAGACCCAAAGAUGAAGAUCCAUGGAGUGGUGGCAUUUAAAUGUGAGAAUGUCGCAACUUUGGACCCAAUCACCUUUGAAACCCCAGAAUCUUUCAUCUCUUUGCCUAAAUGGAAUGCAAAGAAAACAGGCUCCAUAUCAUUUGAUUUCCGCACAACAGAGCCAAAUGGCCUCAUCUUAUUUAGUCAUGGCAAGCCACGACACCAAAAAGAUGCCAAGCACCCACAGAUGAUAAAGGUUGACUUCUUUGCUAUUGAGAUGCUGGAUGGCCACCUCUACCUCCUCCUGGACAUGGGGUCAGGUACAAUCAAAAUCAAAGCCCUGCAGAAGAAAGUGAAUGAUGGAGAAUGGUAUCAUGUAGACUUCCAGAGGGACGGACGGUCAGGUACCAUUUCUGUCAACACGCUGCGCACGCCCUACACUGCUCCUGGCGAGAGUGAGAUUCUGGACCUGGAUGACGAGUUGUACCUGGGGGGCUUGCCAGAAAAUAAGGCCGGCCUAGUCUUCCCCACCGAGGUGUGGACUGCGCUGCUCAACUACGGAUACGUGGGCUGCAUAAGAGAUUUGUUCAUUGACGGGCAGAGCAAAGAUAUCCGGCAAAUGGCUGAAGUUCAAAGUACUGCUGGAGUGAAGCCUUCAUGCUCAAGGGAAACAGCAAAACCGUGCCUUAGCAACCCUUGCAAAAACAACGGCAUGUGCAGGGAUGGGUGGAACAGAUAUGUCUGCGAUUGUUCCGGAACAGGCUAUCUUGGCAGGUCCUGUGAGAGAGAAGCAACGGUUCUGAGCUAUGAUGGGAGUAUGUUUAUGAAAAUCCAGCUCCCGGUGGUGAUGCACACGGAGGCUGAGGAUGUAUCCUUACGGUUUCGAUCCCAGCGCGCAUAUGGCAUUCUCAUGGCAACCACCUCCAGAGACUCAGCAGACACCCUCCGCCUGGAGCUGGACGCAGGGCGUGUGAAACUGACGGUCAAUCUAGAUUGUAUCAGGAUUAACUGUAAUUCCAGCAAAGGUCCCGAGACCCUUUUUGCUGGCUAUAACCUCAAUGAUAACGAAUGGCACACAGUGCGUGUGGUUCGUCGAGGAAAAAGUUUAAAGUUAACGGUGGACGACCAACAGGCCAUGACAGGUCAAAUGGCGGGGGAUCAUACGAGGCUGGAGUUUCAUAACAUAGAGACUGGCAUCAUCACAGAACGCCGCUAUCUGUCUUCUGUUCCCUCCAACUUCAUUGGACACCUGCAGAGCCUGACAUUUAAUGGAAUGGCAUACAUUGACUUGUGUAAAAAUGGCGACAUAGAUUAUUGUGAGCUCAAUGCCAGGUUUGGCUUCAGGAAUAUCAUAGCAGACCCUGUCACCUUCAAGACCAAAUCGAGCUAUGUUGCCUUAGCUACACUGCAAGCCUACACUUCUAUGCAUCUUUUUUUCCAGUUCAAGACCACAUCCCUAGAUGGACUAAUUCUUUAUAACAGUGGGGAUGGAAACGACUUUAUUGUGGUUGAAUUAGUUAAAGGGUACUUACAUUAUGUGUUUGAUUUGGGAAAUGGUGCUAACCUCAUCAAAGGGAGCUCAAAUAAACCUCUCAAUGACAAUCAGUGGCACAACGUGAUGAUAUCAAGGGACACCAGCAACCUCCACACUGUAAAGAUUGACACGAAAAUCACAACGCAAAUCACCGCAGGAGCCAGGAACUUGGACCUUAAGAGUGACUUGUAUAUAGGAGGAGUGGCCAAAGAAACAUACAAAUCCUUGCCCAAACUCGUCCAUGCCAAGGAGGGCUUUCAAGGCUGCCUGGCAUCAGUUGAUCUAAAUGGACGGCUUCCAGACCUCAUCUCAGAUGCUCUUUUCUGCAAUGGACAGAUUGAGAGAGGAUGUGAAGGGCCCAGCACAACCUGCCAGGAGGACUCAUGUUCUAACCAAGGCGUGUGCUUGCAGCAGUGGGACGGCUUCAGCUGUGACUGUAGCAUGACUUCCUUCAGCGGGCCACUCUGCAAUGACCCUGGGACAACGUAUAUCUUUAGCAAAGGUGGUGGACAAAUCACGUAUAAGUGGCCUCCUAAUGACCGGCCAAGUACACGAGCAGACAGACUGGCCAUAGGGUUUAGCACUGUUCAGAAAGAAGCUGUAUUGGUGCGAGUGGACAGUUCUUCUGGCCUGGGUGACUACCUAGAGCUGCAUAUACAUCAAGGAAAAAUUGGAGUUAAAUUUAAUGUUGGAACAGAUGACAUCGCCAUCGAAGAGUCCAAUGCAAUCAUUAACGAUGGGAAAUACCAUGUAGUCCGUUUCACGAGGAGUGGUGGCAAUGCCACAUUACAGGUGGACAGCUGGCCGGUGAUUGAGCGCUACCCUGCAGGAAACAAUGAUAACGAGCGCCUGGCGAUUGCUAGACAGCGAAUUCCAUAUCGACUUGGUCGAGUAGUUGAUGAAUGGCUACUCGACAAAGGGCGUCAGCUCACAAUCUUCAAUAGCCAAGCAACCAUAAUAAUUGGCGGGAAAGAGCAGGGCCAGCCCUUCCAGGGUCAGCUCUCUGGGCUUUACUACAAUGGCUUGAAAGUUCUGAAUAUGGCAGCCGAAAAUGAUGCCAACAUCGCCAUAGUGGGAAAUGUGAGACUGGUUGGUGAAGUGCCUUCCUCUAUGACAACUGAGUCGACAGCCACUGCCAUGCAGUCAGAGAUGUCCACGUCAAUAAUGGAGACCACCACGACCCUGGCUACUAGCACAGCCAGAAGAGGAAAGCCCCCUACGAAAGAACCUAUUAGCCAGACCACAGAUGAUAUCCUUGUGGCCUCAGCGGAGUGUCCCAGCGAUGAUGAGGACAUUGACCCCUGUGAGCCGAGCUCAGGUGGGUUAGCCAACCCAACACGAGCGGGUGGGAGAGAGCCAUACCCAGGCUCAGCAGAAGUGAUUCGGGAGUCCAGCAGCACGACAGGCAUGGUUGUGGGGAUCGUAGCCGCUGCCGCCCUGUGCAUCCUCAUCCUCCUCUACGCCAUGUACAAGUACAGAAACCGGGAUGAAGGCUCGUACCACGUGGAUGAGAGUCGAAACUACAUCAGUAACUCAGCACAGUCCAAUGGGGCUGUUGUAAAGGAGAAACAACCCAGCAGUGCGAAAAGCGCCAACAAAAACAAGAAAAACAAGGAUAAAGAGUAUUACGUCUGAUCUCAACAUGAAAAGGACCCUUGUAUAGAAAUAGUCUUCAUUUUAUCUGAGACAUAAUAUAAACUUAUUUACUUUCCUUUUUAUGAAGCACAUACAAAAGAAGACAGGGAAUGCAAUCAGGAAGGAGAGACUUUUUAAAAAAUAAAAACAAGUAUCUCAUGCUCUUGUUUCUCCAAAAAAGAAAAAAGAAAAAAAAAAAAGAAAAAAGAAAAAACAGGG